ACACCUCCUCUCUCAUCCUGAGGGGAGGCUUCAAACUUGAACCAACAAUGCACUUCUCAUUCAUUCCUCUCUCCUUCCUCCUCUGCAACUUCCCCUUCUUGACCUCCAUCCCCAUUAUUCCCCUCCACCACCACCAUCACCGUCGGAUUCUCCACCAACCCUUCACUCCUCUUGACUCCUUACCUCCAACGCAACCCCCAUCUUCCUCUCCCGCUCCUCCACGACAACCCAAAUUUCCCUUCUCUUCUGGUUCCAACAACCAACCAUUCUUCCCAUCUUACACUUCUCCACCUCCCCCUCCACCUCCCAUUCCCACCUCCUACGCCACUUUCCCUGCUAACAUCUCCUCUCUCAUCUUCCCCCAGUCCCCUCACCGCAAACCCUUCUCUCCAAAACUCGUAAUACUCACUGUAAUCCUCUCUCUCCUCACCAUCUCCUUCAUUGUCGUCUUCGUCGUUCUCCUCUACCGCAGAAGACACUACAGCAGUAGCAGCAGCAGUUUUACCAAUGGCAAAACCUCCAGAUCCGACAGCAACCGCUUGUUUCCGGCAAACACAGCCCCUUCCGACGCCCACCACCACAGGGUUCGUGGCAUCUCUGCAACCAGCUCUGAGUUUCUCUAUCUGGGUACUCUUGUAAACUCUAGUGGGAUCGAUGGUGAUGGUGGUGGAACCAGUGCCGGUGCCGGGGCCCUUCUGGGUCGGAAGCUGGGCUCCCCUGAGCUACACCCGCUACCACCGCUGUCAAGACAGAAUUUCAGUCAGAGUUUUCGGAACGUUAGAGAGAGUUCGUCGGAAAAUGAGGAAGAAGAGGAGUUUUACUCGCCGAGAGGCUCUGUUGGUAGUAAGGAGAGCCCAGCUAUUACUGGAUCGAGCUCAAGAAGAAUGUUUGAAGCUGUGGUUGCAGAGAAUUUCGAAAGCAGGAGCUCGAACUCAAGUACUACCUCUUACCCUUCUUCGAAUUUGGCAUCUCGUAGUCCUUCUCCUUCUCCGCCGGUUAGCAUCAGCUCGAGAAGCUCAAAGUCGAAAUCGCCUGAAUUUUUGACCAAGUUGCCUCCUCCACAACCUCCACUGCCGCGUUCAUUGACUCCGUCCCCCCCUCCGGGGAAAGGUUUGGAGAAAAUGAGUUCACCUGGAAGAUAUUCUUUGGAGAAGAACACAGAGUCUCCUGAAAGAAGUUCGUCGGAGAAGAACCCCCAUUCGCCGGCAAGAAGCAAAGUGGACAUGAACGCACUGUCGCCGGCCAGGAAUUCCAAUGUUUCACAGCAAAAGCCACAAUCUCCGGCCUGGAAUUCCGACGUUUCACAGCAAAAUCCGCACUCUCCCGCAAAAGUAGGCAAUAUGUCCUGGCAGCCGGCGUCUGUUCCGCCACCUCCGCCUCCGCUGCCUCCUCAUAGAUUCUGGGAAGCCCCCAUUCUUCCUCAGCCGAUCCGUGAACCCAUUAAUUUGCCUCCAGAGAUUGUUGUUCCUUCCAGAGUUGUAGGGUUCCAGAUGCCUACUGCACUUUCUCCAGCUGAAUUGACACAGAAUUUAGAUUCUGUGGAAAGAAAUGAGGAAACUCCGAAACCAAAGUUGAAGCCUUUGCACUGGGACAAGGUCCGAGCAAGCUCUGAUCGUGCCAUGGUGUGGGAUCAGCUGAAAUCGAGCUCUUUUCAGUUGAAUGAAGAGAUGAUUGAGACACUGUUUGUAGUAAAUGCCACGAACUUGACUCCAAAGGAGUUGACUCGGCCUCUGGUUUCUCCCAUGCCAAACCAAGAGAAUAGGGUGCUUGAUCCAAAGAAGUCUCAGAAUAUUGCAAUCUUGCUGAGGGCACUCAAUGUGACUAUAGAAGAAGUCUGUGAAGCCCUUUGGGAAGGUAAUGCAGAUACCUUGGGGACAGAACUUCUUGAAAGUCUAUUGAAGAUGGCUCCAACCAAAGAGGAAGAAUGUAAACUGAAAGAGUACAAAGAUGAUUCACCAUACAAGCUUGGCCCUGCUGAAAAAUUCCUCAAGGCAGUGCUCGAUAUUCCUUUUGCGUUUAAGAGAGUGGACGCAAUACUUUACAUGGCCAAUUUUGAUCCUGAGGCUGAGUACUUAAAGAAGUCAUUUGAAACUCUGGAGGCAGCAUGUGAAGAACUGAGGAACAGCAGGAUGUUUUUAAAGCUUCUAGAAGCUGUUCUUAAGACAGGAAACCGCAUGAAUGUUGGGACCAACCGUGGCGAUGCCCAUGCCUUCAAACUUGACACCCUCCUUAAGCUUGUUGAUGUAAAGGGUACUGAUGGGAAGACUACACUAUUGCAUUUUGUUGUACAGGAAAUCAUAAGAGCUGAAGGCUCUCGUCUUUCUGCUGCAAAUCAAAGUCAGACCACUGCAAACCCUCAGCAGCCCACUCUCCAGGAGGAUGUUGAAUUAAGGAAGCUUGGCCUGCAUGUUGUUGCCGGCCUCAGUGGGGAAUUAACCAAUGUGAAGAAAGCUGCUGCAAUGGAUUUUGAGGUGCUUAGCAGUGAUGUCUCAAAGCUUGCUAGGGGGAUUGGGAAUAUUAGUGAAGUUUUCAGAUUGAAUGAAGCCAUAGGAUUGAAGGAUACCAAUUGCAGAUUCUCGGAAUCAAUGAACUCAUUCUUGAAAAGGGCUGAGGAGGAUAUCAUACAGGUUCAAGCCCAAGAGAGUGUUGCUCUCUCUUUGGUAAAAGAGAUAACUGAGUAUUUCCAUGGGAAUUCAGCAAUGGAAGAAGCCCACCCUUUCAGGAUAUUCAUGGUAGUGAGGGAUUUCCUGUCCAUUCUUGAUCAGGUUUGCAAGGAAGUCAGGAAGAUCAAUGACCGAACAAUAGUGAGUUCAGCCCGACAAUUUCCAGUACCAGUAAAUCCAAUGAUGCAGAAAGUUUUUCCUAGAUUUAAUGCUUGCCAACAGUCCAGUUCCUCUGAUGAUGAGAGUUCAUCGUCAUGAGAGUAUUAUACCGUACAUCUUUCGUUCCCUCUAUUGAAAUCACUGGUGGACAUGGAGGAGCUUGAGUUGCUGGCUACUGCUGGAUGUUUAAAUUAAGAUCACUUUUUUUUUUGUACUUGUAUGAGCCCAAUGUAAAAGAUUUUGGAAUUGUUUCUCCCUAUAUGUAAUAUACAGAAGAGACUAUCUCAGGGAAGAAUAAGGUGGUAUCAAUUGA
Telopea speciosissima is the source of this 3135-nucleotide messenger RNA. RefSeq names its product formin-like protein 1. The coding region runs from base 48 to 2921 and encodes 957 amino acids. The transcript is spliced from 4 exons. Lineage: Eukaryota; Viridiplantae; Streptophyta; Magnoliopsida; Proteales; Proteaceae. The record is from RefSeq and is a predicted model, not a curated record. Gene Ontology annotation, biological process: actin nucleation; actin cytoskeleton organization. Gene Ontology annotation, molecular function: actin filament binding.